Molecule: messenger RNA, 1807 nt
Organism: Paralichthys olivaceus (Japanese flounder)
Lineage: Eukaryota; Metazoa; Chordata; Actinopteri; Pleuronectiformes; Paralichthyidae
Source: RefSeq, a predicted model, not a curated record
CAGGAAGUCUCCUGUUUUAGUUUGCAGGCUAGUUAGCCAGCUAGCCUUGCUGCUAGCAACACAGGGAGGUCGCAGUGAUCCAGGAAAUGUUUUAAUCGUGUUGACAACAGGUCAGUGUCCCCGCUAACAGAGCUUUUAGUCGGAUGCAAGUGUGGGUAAAAGUGCACCGUAACAUGAAGUCAUGGAGGAGCGGAAGCUAAAGAGAAAGAGCCCAAGGACCUCCACCAGCACCGCGGCUCCGACCGGGGGCUCCGGCCGGAAGAACAGCGCUUCCACCGGGGGAAGGCACGUCGGCUCCGGCUUCAACACAGGAACCAACCAGAAGAGCAAGAGGAGGGGAGUCAGAGAUAAACCCAGGUGUCAGGCGGGUUCAGGGGGGAAAACGAAUCAGAACCAGGGCCAAGCAGCACCGAUCAUCCAGCACUCGUUUCUGACGGAUGUGUCAGACGUCCAGGAGAUGGAGAAGGGCCUGCUCAGUCUCCUCAAUGACUUCCACUCAGGGAAACUACAAGCUUUUGGCAACGAGUGCUCCAUCGACCAGAUGGAGCACGUGAGAGAGAUGCAGGAGAAGCUGGCCCAUUUGCACUUUGACCUCUAUGGAGAGGUGGACGAGAUGCCGGAGGACCAGAGGAAAACGGCCUGUGACACCAACAUGGACAAGUUGCUUCUAAAUCUUGAGGAGCUGAGUUCUUCUAUUCAGAAGCUGAAUCUCGCUGAUACACAAGAGAUCCCGAGGACUGCCAGCAUGUGAUUUCGUCUCCUCUGUCUUUUCUCAACCUCAUAUGAUCUACUUCUGUUAUACCACACAGAGAAGGUGGAGUUGAAGCGGCUCACCAGCGUUCCCCGUCUGCACAGCGGUAUGGAUGUAUCGUAAGAUGUCCGAAUAAGGAUGCACCAACAGCUUUAUGUUUACUGCAGCAGCGAGUGCAAAAUACAGUGUAUGUAGAAAAUAGCACAGAGUAAUGAGGAGAGUACAGUCUAUUUUACACAGUGGCUUUGGUGCAUCCCUAUUGUGGCUUCUUCAAAGUCAAGUUGUAGUCAGUUCCCUUGUUUCCAAACAUUCUGCAUUUGCAAUUCUUUGCUUACCAAAGUCAAACUGCCAAUUGGAAUUGAACCGACUGCAAACUUUUCAGUUUCACUUCGAUUUUUAUAAACUCACUCUGCACUUUGUCGCAUAUCUUGUCACAGGGGGAGCCGUGUCUGUGACGUCACUCACCAAACACCCGUCAUUACGCGUUUAAAAUAUAGAUACAGAGAAUGUCAAUAAUCGUUUCUCAACAUAGAACCUAAAACCCAAGCAUAGGUCUGAUCUGUGAGAUGAUUAAAAAACUGUCAUAGUUGUAAUAACAUUUGACAAUAGAAACUGUGCUUAAUGUCCGGUCUGUGAUUUUGCAUUUGAUUUCUUGCUACAUUGUGAGUGGCCUGAUAUCCCCUCCAGCACGCUGCUCGCUCAGUGUUGAAUAUAUUUGCACAUAUCCAUGCAACAUGCAAGAUGCACUCGUCAGUGGUGUGUUGGUCUGACGCUGGAAGAGACGGAAUAAUCCAAAUGUUGACACCACACCCAUGCCUUAAAUUUUUAAUUUAAUCAUAUUUGCCUUGUCUAACCUGUUGAUGGACCAUGUUGACUUUAGGUUCUGAUCAUAUAAUCAUUUUGAUGCUGCUUUGAUUGUAAAUCCAACCUUAUUUGUUUCACAUCAUAUUUUAACCAGUGUUGUGUUGGGUGGGAGUAGUUUGAACUGUUUUACUUUGAACUGUUUGCUGGAUUUUACUUUUAAUGACUUGUUAAUAAAUGUCUUGUCUGACCCUU